This is a messenger RNA of Dichomitus squalens LYAD-421 SS1, 1962 nucleotides long. RefSeq lists its product as uncharacterized. The transcript has 5 exons. The record is from RefSeq and is a predicted model, not a curated record. NCBI's taxonomy places the organism in Eukaryota, Fungi, Basidiomycota, Agaricomycetes, Polyporales, Polyporaceae. Bases 87 to 1922 code for a protein of 611 amino acids.
ACGCAAUAAAGGUUGUCAACCAAAAACUCUCCCCCUCCCCCCUCCUUGUCCUUUGCUUGCCUUGGCCUUGCUAAGCUUUCCUUAGGAUGGGCGGUCCCUCCGAGUCUGAGUUCAAGGAAGCAGAGUCGCCGCCGCUCUUGGGCCCCGCUCAGUCGUCAGAAGAGUCUCACAUCGACGAGUCGGGGCUCGUGCCGCGGCAGCACGCUCCUGAUAAUGAUGAAAGCAGGGCAGAGCAAGAGUCGACCAUAGCAGGAUGGCUCGUCUGGUCGUUUAUUUUCGUUGCCGCGACACUCCUUUCUCUGGCUGGCCUACAAUUCUGGCCCCGAAUACGUCCGGAUGGCAUUCGAGCCGAGCCACAACAGCAAUCGCUGGAACUGGAACGGGAGUCCUGGCUGUGCGCAGAGGACGUGAAGCUGUCCAUGCUCCCGUACUCAUGGCAGGACAACAACCCUCCAACUUAUCGGGCACGUGCAUCUCUGAAGGUUCCUGUUGCCUCAGAAACCCUCUCGUUCGUCAGCAUGGACGACGGCGCCGGAUGUGAUGGCACUUUCCGGAUAUCACAAACGGCAGAGCCAGGCACCCAGGCGAUUGUCGAGGUCACCGCUUCCUACUCGCAACCAGGAGCAGCCAGGGAUGUACAUGUGUGUCGCCUGCGCCGCAGGAGGAAAGACGUCGAGGACACAUGGAGGCUGGGUAUACAGACUCCAAACCCGGAAGAUACGGCCGGCGGCUCAGCCGACAACAGACCGAGCGAACCAUUACACGUCGACAUCCAUCUUCGUCUGCCUCGUUCAUUUGCUGGCUCUGGCUUGCCACUCAGGAUCAACGAGUUGCAUACCGAUUUGCCGCUCUACGAUCAUCACCUCGACACGCCGUCCUCGGUACACUUUAGCAAACUCAAUAUCUCCACAGUGUUGGCACAGAUCCACUCGGAGUCCGUCUCUGGAGACAACAUAACGUUACAGUCGGUAUACGGUGAUAUCAGCGGAAUGUACAAUGCCUCGUCCGCAUUGCUUGCCCGAUCAGAAGAGGGUCUCGUUAAUAUCACAGCCCUCCUACAAUACGACAACUCGUCAGCGGCGGCAGCCACAACUCUCAACAUAUCCACAUCGACCGGACCUGUCUUCAGCGAGAUCGCGCUGCACUCCACCACCACAAACACAACGCACAGCAAGUUCGACGUCGUCGCAAAUACCGGACACGCCUCCAUCAACCUUACCUUUAUCGCCUCGCCUGUUAACUCUGUUCUCAACGUAUCUGCCGAGAUCGCGGACCCCGACGGCGACUGGAUCUCUGACUUCGGGUGCCACAGCUGGAAACCGGAAUAUUGGGACCUCGAAUGGGACCUGGACCCAGUCCUACCGUCGCGCGUGACGGUGCAGCUGCACGAGAACUUCGAAGGGAUGGUCGACCUCGAGAUGCACGCGCCGACCGUCUUCAGACCACAGAUCGUUUUCGGCAUCGCGGGCGCCCCGAACGCCGAGGAACAGGGCGAUGGUGACGAUGAGGAACAGGGCGACAGUAACGAUGAGGAACAGGGUGACGGUGACGAUGAGGAACAGGGAGACGAUGACGAUGAGAAACAGGACGAUGAUAACCAUGGUGAACAGGGCGACGGUGACGAUGCGGCACAGCGCGACGGCGCCCAUACAGCACAGCGCGACGGUGACGAUGAGAAUGAAGAGCAGGACCCGAAUCCUCUCACGAAGAUCAUCGUGAGGGCAGAAGAGGCUGCUGCGGCGUGGCACUGCUUGGCAUGCGAACGCAUACGCCGAAUCGAUGCGGAGCGUAGUAGACCCGAUGGAAGAGCUACAGUGGGGGGCGUUUCAUGGGGCAAGGACAAGGUGGCAAUCUCGGAUCUGGAGAAGCGGGGCAAGGUUGUCGUAAGGACUGUGGAUUCGCCGAUCACACUGCUUGUUUAAUUUUGUCCCCACACUCGUUUAUCAUAGAACUCGUUUUCAG